UGCACGUGUGGAGAGAAGGGCGGGCCUACAGCUUGGCGCGGGCUUUGGAUGUUAGUAACGUUAUCUAGUUAGUGGAGUAAAAUCGACCUAGUUUUAUCAUUAUUUAUUGUGAGAACCGGUCAGUUGCCCGUUAGUCAUAGUUAGAAUAAAGUCCAUGUCGAUCAGCUCAUGGAUAAUGGUUGAUUAAUCUGGAACAAGGGUUAAGGCUAAAAGCUGUUUGUUUACCUCUCAUCUUGCUAUUAAACGAUGUUUACACUAUUGAUGGAAGACAUGGAGGUAGACAUGCAGUUUGGAGCAGGUCCUGUCAUCAUUCCUGACUCUGAGAGCAGCACAGAAGUGGAAGAGGAUGAAGAACCUGUUAGUAGACCUGAAGGAGGAAGCACAGUUCCUAUUACCAGGCCACGGCUUGCAGCAACUCAGAUUGUCAGAAGAAGGAGGGCAAGAGCAGGUCUGCGGUUCCAGUACUCCACACAGACUAUGCGUUUGAACAGAGGCCCUUUAGACUUUCUGCUUCGGGUGUCAACAGGAAGUGACCUAGAUCCUCUAUCGGGCAGCACAGACGAGGUGAGCGACUCUGAGGAGGAAGGACAGAAUACAGAAACCCCGGGUCCAGUACCUGCUGCCGAUGUUACAGCUAUACUGAACACCAGCCAGCCUACUUCUCUGGUCACCCCUCCUCUUCAACAGUCCAGUGCAACAGAGCCUACCGUUUCUGCUGAGGCUGACGGUCCCGAACCUCUAGUUCAGUCUGAAGAGAGGGCUGAUUCGGCACCUGCAGAGGCCACUAAAAGCGCUUCUCUCUCAACCGCUGAGGCCGAGAAUGAUGGAGAGGGAGAGACCUGCUCUAUAUGUUUCGAACCUUGGACCACAUCUGGUGAACAUCGUCUGGCCACGCUGCGAUGUGGCCACUUGUUUGGCUUCACAUGUAUUGACCGCUGGUUGAAGGGCCAAGGAGCUAAAUGCCCUCAGUGCAAUAAGAAGGCCAAGCGUGCUGAUAUAGUGCUGUUGUAUGCUCAUAAACUGAGGGCAGUGGACAACACAGAACAGGAGAGUUUAAAGAGAUCUUUGGAGCAGGAGCAAAGUUUGCGGAGGAAGGCAGAGCUGGAAUCUGCUCAGUGUCGUCUUCAGUUACAGGUUGUAACAGACGAGUGUGGGAAACUCCGCAAAGAGGUUCAGGAGCUCAGGAUGUUAAUGGCACAGACUCCCUCCAGCUCGACUCAGUCUCAGACGUCUGCUCUGUCUCUGUCUCAGAGACUUGAAUCCUCAGGCAGGGGAAGUUAUGUUUUCUCUAAGGCUGUCCUUGUUUCUCUGGCCGGUGGGUGUCGUGUGCUAUCUUACUGCGCGCCCCUCAGUUGCCUGUUGGCUUCUCAGCCCUCCCCUCAUGCCUCUCUGGUCCCUGGCUUUGGGGUGAAAAAAAUCAGCACUGUGAAUCUCAAAGCCAGUCAUUAUGUUCCCAUCCACACUAAACAAAUCAGAGGCCUUGCCUUCAACAGACAGCAAGAUGGCCUUCUGCUUUCGGCUGCCUUUGAUAAUACUAUCAAGCUCACCAGCUUGUUUACAAACACUGUGGUACAGGCCUACAACGCUGGGAAACCUGUGUGGAGCUGCUGUUGGUGCCAUGACAACAACAACUACAUUUAUGCCGGUCUGAGUAACGGCUCAGUGCGAGUGUACGACACACGGGACACCAGCACUCACGUGCAGGAGCUUGCACCUUUUCGUUCCAGUUGUCCAGUCGUAUCCCUGUCCUACCUCCCCCGGGCUGCCUCCAGCUUGUUUCCCUGUGGUGGCCUUAUCGCUGGCUCCCUUGAGGGAGGAUGUUUCUGGGAGCAGGUGGAUGGAACCACGUAUCGACAGCACAUUCUGCCUUUAGAGUCUGGAGGCUGUACAGACAUUCAGGUGGAACCUGAGAGCAGACAUUGCCUGGUCACCUACAGGCCAGGUCGUACCAACCCAUCUCUGCGUUGUGUUCUGAUGGAGCUUAACCGAAGCCCGCAUCAAGACUCUGCCCAGGAUCCUGUCUGUUCCUGUUCUCCUGUCCAGACCUUCACUGCUGGCUCAUCUUCCAAGUUGCUCACAAAGAACGCAGUGUUUAAGAGUCCUGCUAACGACUCCACUCUGGUGUGCGCAGGAGAUGAGGGCUCUAAUUCUACCAUGGUGUGGGAUGCUAGUAGUGGAGCAUUGCUUCAGAAACUUCCUGCAGACAUGCCAGUCAUGGAUAUCUGCCCUUUUGAAACAAACCAAGAACACUACCUGGCUUCUCUUACUGAGAAGAUGAUUAAGAUCUAUAAGUGGGAACAGAGUGGCUCAGAAAGAGUGAGUUUCUUAUAGUAGCCCCUUCGGUUGUGUUUCGGACUCUGAAAAUGUGGUCCGUUUUACUCUUGACGUGAUGUUUCUUUGAAAAUCAGGGCUAUUUUUCGAAGCAUACUUUUGUUAUUUUAAUGUGAUGAUGGGACUUUAAUGUCAGGGCAUGUGACUGUUUCAAUUUGCAUACCAUGGGUAUUGUGAAAUACAUUUCCAUAAAUUAUCCACUGUACUUUUUACAUUAAGGUUUCAUAAAUGGUUUCAAAUCAUCAGUAUAUAUUUGUAUGUCUUGUUGCACUUAAGAUAUACGUUUAGUAACUUUUAAAUUCUUUUUCAUUGUCCCCUGUUCUGUAUAUUCUUGUCCCACUGUUCCAGUUUCAUGGAGACAUCAUUGUUUAAGAAUGCAACAGUGACAUGCCUUUGCAUUUUUCCCCUGUGUUGUGAUGGAAAGUGUAUAUAUGUAAAUGUUUUUAUUGACCUGUGACUGUAUUUCUUAAUAAAUGUAAAUACAACAUUUUAUAGUGGUGAUAUUUUUUUCCCCCAUCACUGUUUGCAGCAUUUCAUUCCUGAAAGAAAUAAAAACAAUGAGUAUCGUGUCUGUUUUCCAGACAGAUAAACUAGACACAUAACCACACACACCUCUUACUAUUA
Hemibagrus wyckioides is the source of this 2955-nucleotide messenger RNA. RefSeq names its product ring finger and WD repeat domain 3 (gene rfwd3). Gene Ontology annotation, cellular component: nucleus; site of double-strand break. The coding region runs from base 247 to 2331 and encodes 694 amino acids. Gene Ontology annotation, molecular function: protein binding; ubiquitin protein ligase activity. NCBI's taxonomy places the organism in Eukaryota, Metazoa, Chordata, Actinopteri, Siluriformes, Bagridae. The transcript has 14 exons. Gene Ontology annotation, biological process: double-strand break repair via homologous recombination; protein ubiquitination; interstrand cross-link repair. The record is from RefSeq and is a predicted model, not a curated record.